AAAAUUUAGAACAAAUUGUGAUGUUCAAAGCUCAAAUAAUCUGCAAAAAAAGUUAAUAAAGAUGGAAUUAACGAAUAGAGAAAUUGCUAGAUACAGUCGACAAAUUAUUUUGCCUGGCAUUGGUGUAAAGGGGCAAAAGCGACUUAAAGCAUCAUCAGUUCUAAUCGUCGGUGCCGGUGGUCUUGGUUGUCCUGUUUCUUCAAAUCUUGCUGGAGCUGGAAUUGGUACUCUUGGAAUUAUUGAUUAUGAUAACAUUGAAAUCACAAAUCUUCACCGUCAACUUUUACAUUCCGAAAGUUCCAUUGGAAAAUCUAAAGUUGAAUCAAUUAAAAAUUUCAUAGCCAAUCUUAACUCUGAUGUUAAAGUGCAGACUCAUCAAGUUCUUUUAAAUUCGAAAAAUGCGUUGGAAAUCAUAACAAAGUAUGAUUUAGUAGUAGAUGCAAGUGACAAUGUUGCUACCAGAUAUUUACUUAACGAUGCUUGCGUUUUGGAAAAUAAAACUCUGAUUUCUGGAUCAGCAUUGCAAAUGGAAGGACAGAUGACAGUUUAUAAUUAUAAGAAUGGUCCAUGUUAUCGUUGCAUAUUUCCUAAACCACCACCUCCAGAAACUGUCCAAAAUUGUGGCGAUGGAGGAGUUUUAGGAGCAAUCACUGGCGUCAUUGGCUCUUUACAAUCAAUGGAAGUCAUUAAAGUAAUUUUAGAUCACGAUGAUGUUCUUGCUGGUAAACUUCUCUUGUAUGAUGGUGCUUCUUGCUCAUUUAGGACCAUAAAGUUACGGAAUAAAAGACAAGAUUGUGAUGUGUGUGGUGUGACACCAAAUAUAACAAAACUUAUUGAUUAUGAGCAAUUUUGUGGCAUGGCAGCAAGUGAUAAAGAUUCGGGAUUGAACAUUCUCGAAAGCAAUGAGAGAGUUACUGUUGAAGAUUACAGAAAUUAUAACAAAGAUCAUCUUCUCAUCGACGUUAGAAGUGCGAAUGAAUUUGAAAUUUGCAAGUUAAACAACGCAAUCAAUAUUCCUAUUAAACGUUUACUUGCUGACAAAAUCGACAAUGAUUUGAAAGAAGAAAUGAAAGAGAAAUCAGUUUUUGUCGUUUGCAGACGAGGAAACGAUUCACAGUUGGCAGUUCGACAUCUUAACGAAAAACUUGGUAUAAGAUCGAAGGAUCUGAUUGGAGGAUUACAUUCGUGGACACAUACAAUCGACAAAGAUUUCCCAAUUUAUUGAAAAGAAUUUUAAUAUUUAUUAUGGAUUUUUAAAAAGUCAAGAAAAGGUUAAGUUUAUUAACAUAUGAAAGGUUUUUUACUAAUUAAAAAUAUCUAUUAUUAAUAAAAGGUCUUUUAUAAUGUCCUAUUCUUAUGAA
Molecule: messenger RNA, 1361 nt
Organism: Clunio marinus
Lineage: Eukaryota; Metazoa; Arthropoda; Insecta; Diptera; Chironomidae
Source: the annotation of a GenBank genome assembly